ACUAAUUGUCGCCUAAAAUGUUACUUUUGAUUUGUAGAGCGACUGCUCAAAAUUUCAUGCAUGUCCGGAGAUUCCCUGUUAAAAGUUUACAACGUUGUUACUCUUUGAACCCUAUUUUAAAAUUAGAUGAAUAUUCGCAAUGCAAUUCGCCCGAAAUGCUCGAAAGUAUGAAACGGAGGAAUAUAACGCUCGAUUUGUCUAAUUUGAAAGCUUUGACUCAAAGGUAUCAAGAUUUGAAUGAGAAAAAGGCCAAAAUUGAAAUUGCAAGAGGUAAAAUUAGCGAAGAAAUAAUUCAAUUGAACGAGGUAGAUUGCGAGGAAAGAAAAUCUAGUUUGAACAGCACGGCAAAAAUUUUGAGAAAAGAUUAUAAAAUGCUAAAGUCUAUUAUUGAACAAAUAGAAGCACAAUUAUUUUCAUUUUCACUCAAACUACCAAAUUUAAUAGACAAUAAAACUUUAGAUAAUGAAGUUGAAUUAUUUUCUUCUCCUUUUGAACAGAAAGAAAGUGAUAGUCAUUUAAAUAUCGGACAUCAGUUAGACAUUUUGGAAUUUUUAUCGCCGAUGCAAUAUUUUUUAAAGAAAGGUGGCGGCUUGCUUGAAAUUUCAAUUCUGAACUAUUUCACCAGCAGACUGAUUCAAAAUAAAUUCACGCCGUUUUCAAAUCCAGAUUCUUGUCGUAGUAUCAUUAAAGAACUUUCAUGUGAAAAUAUAAUCUCAUUGGGAAAAUUGACCGAUAGUGAUUUUUUGUAUUUACACGGUGCGGCUUCAUUUAUACCGUUUUUAAGUUACUUCUACAGAUCGGUUAUAAGUGGAGAAUUACCAAUACGCCUUGUAAGUCAAGGAAGGAAAUACAGUCCUAAAAGUAAGAACGAAGGCUUGUACACAGUCCAUCAGAAAAGUGCAGUACAAAUCUUCAUAAUUGGUUGUAACGAAACGAUAAACUUAGAAUUUGAAAAUCUAAUUAAUUACAUAACAGAAAUUUAUCAAAGUUUAGAAGUCCCAUUUAGAAUUUCAUAUUGCUCAGCAUCAAAUUUAUCACCGUCGGAAAGUCUCCGGGCUGAUAUUGAAGUUUACUCUGGACAUUACAAGAAAUUUAAAAGUGUCGGUCAUGUAUCGCUCUACAAUGAUUAUUUCAGCAAAAGAUCGAAAAUGUAUUAUAGUAAAGGCAAUACAACUUACUAUACCCAUCUAAUAUCGGGCACAAUUGUCGAAAUUCCACCUCUUAUAGCAAGUGUUAUUGAGCACACACAAAAUUGUGAAUUACCAAUAUGUAUAACAAGAUGUUAAAUAUAAUUGUUUUUUUAUUCACGAA
Messenger RNA from Cimex lectularius (bed bug), 1311 nucleotides. It is a transcript of the gene Slimp, whose product is annotated as serine--tRNA synthetase-like protein Slimp. The transcript has a single exon. The record is from RefSeq and is a predicted model, not a curated record. Gene Ontology annotation, molecular function: serine-tRNA ligase activity; tRNA binding; ATP binding. Gene Ontology annotation, biological process: seryl-tRNA aminoacylation. Gene Ontology annotation, cellular component: mitochondrion. NCBI's taxonomy places the organism in Eukaryota, Metazoa, Arthropoda, Insecta, Hemiptera, Cimicidae. The coding region runs from base 18 to 1286 and encodes 422 amino acids.